This is a messenger RNA of Eruca vesicaria subsp. sativa (arugula), 339 nucleotides long. The record is from the annotation of a GenBank genome assembly. Lineage: Eukaryota; Viridiplantae; Streptophyta; Magnoliopsida; Brassicales; Brassicaceae.
AUGCGAAUUGCUGAGAAAACGUCGAGAUACGUAUCGGAAGUUGUUUCGUCUCUCAACAACUAUGAACAAACAAAUGAACACAUAAUUUUACAUCUGACUCAUUUUAAUCCUCCUUCGGUAAACAAGAUGGAGAUACAGACUGCUGCAUCAGAUUUAGAAUCUGAAAUGACAAUCCAAACAACAAAAGAUGAGUAUGAAGAGUGUACCAUAUGCAUGGACAUAAUUUCAGAAGGUCAAGAUAUGAAUUCAUUGCAAUGUGGUCACAUUUAUCAUCAUGAAUGCAUCACUAAUUGGGUCAAAAUCAACGAAAGCUGUCCUCUAUGUAGAGAGACAAUCUGA